This is a messenger RNA of Triticum urartu, 923 nucleotides long. Lineage: Eukaryota; Viridiplantae; Streptophyta; Magnoliopsida; Poales; Poaceae. The record is from RefSeq and is a predicted model, not a curated record.
CCCGCGUAUUUUAACUCCGUGGUGGGCUCUUCUUUCGAUCGUAAUGGUCCGCGCCGUCAGGUUCCGGAGGGCCGUUGUUCGACGGCGUCGUGGUUUCGUCCCGCUGUUUUGCCUGGUGUGUCGGGUCGGCCAGCACGUACGGAUCGGAUGACACUUUGGCUUCUGAUGAUUGGUCGUCCCGUCGGGGUGGUCGCUGUGUGCGGUCUUCGAGCUCUGGAUGCAUGCCGGAUCUUGUGCCACGAUCUGCGUCUCCUUCUUUGUCGUUGGGCUCUGCUCUUGGUGGGUCUUGUAGGCGGCGGAGGGAAGAGAUUCAGUUGGGCAAGCGACCUGUUGAUUCCACUAUUGGCGUCCCUUUCUGCGAGACGGGUCGGUCUGCGCAGCGUUCUACUUUUUCUACCGGUUAAUUGUUCGUCCGUUUCUGGUUCUGGUAUUUAUACUUGCUUCUCGCCCGUUCUUUUCUUCCGUGUAUGCACGCUGUGCACGUGGGGCCGAGCAGCUCUACAUAAAUUAAAUUACGUUGGUGUGCCCCAUGGUUUAGCGGGAGAGGCGCUGUGUUUUUGAUUGGCCAAGGGCGUUACGGCAUCUCCAGCCGUUGGCCUCUCAGGAGGGGCAAAAAAUCAUCCCCUAGGACGCAUCGGCGCUAAACCACGCACUGGGGGCGUGAUGCCUCAGUCGCGGCGCCCAUGGUUAGUCAAAAAAAUCAAAAACAGCGCAAACAUGAUUUAAAUUUAACGCAAACAUCGGUGAGGUCGUUCAAACUUAAACAUAUUUUUUUAAAAAAGAAAAAAAAACUACCGCGGGCUACCCCCUCCGUCUCCCUUGCCGCCCGCCCACGCGGUCCUACAUGCCGAGGAGGCUGUAGAACCGCGUGUAGUCACCGCCGCCGCCGUCGUCGUCAUCGUGGUCGCCGUCGCCGCCCCCGC